CACAGUAAAACAAAGUUAACGAACCAUAUGAGUGCGGUUGUGAGUGUAUUCGGACCUUCGGCUUUGGGUUGAUGUAGUAUAACCCCUAUUAGGCACGGGCCGGUCGGCGUCUAACCCAUAUAAAGGUAUAAACCUUAAGUUCCCGAAACCACCGCUGCAACUUUCUCUGAUUUAAAUUUGGCGCUACCAAGUCCCAAGUUCAGCAGACUACAGCUGUUGAAUUCUAAAGCUCAAUUUAGCGCAAUUGAAGUGUCCUGCUCGAAGACUUGCCUGAUAUGUCCCUGAAAAUUGGGAACCCUUAUAAUUAAUUCUGUACAUGUGGAUGCAGAAUAGUAAUCAACAUGGAGGAGCAAGACACCCAAAUAGCAAGAAAGCGCAAGAUAAAUGAUAUGGAGCAUGAAAGAAGUGAGGACAGAGGUGAAACAAAUGAAGAAAAUGGGGAAGAAGAAAGUGAGAUGAACUUCUCUGGGUCAGAAGAAAUGAGGCUUGGCAUUGCUCGCCUUCAUGAGAAAGUCGAGGCAUAUAAUCAACUGGUUUCUGAGAUGCUGGAAUCUGGAAAGUCACUGUUCAACAAGCUAAGCCAGGAUUAUGAAGAGCGAGUUCUCAUGAUCCACAAGGAGCAGAUUGAGAAAUGGCAGGAAGAGAUAAAGGAGCUGAGGGUGAUCGAUGCAACUAAUGAGGAAAUGAAUGAUCGCCUUAAUAAUGUCAAAUGCCUACUUCAAACUGUUCAUAUCGGUCAAUGAAGAUUUAGCAUUUAAGCUGCUAAUUAGACCUUGAUCCAUUGCCCUUUCUGCUGUGAGUCAUGGAUUUGCCUGAGGACAACCAAAGCUGUUCACAAGUGCAGGUAGAUCUGCCAAAUUUUGUGCACUCUCUUAGUUCUAUAUAUAUGCAUCGUUAAAUGAAAGACCACUUAUUGUGAAAUUUGAUCUAGUUAGUUGCUCCACCUAAGAUCACAGAUAAAGAAGUAUGGCUGUCCACGUUCUCAUAACACUGUUAGUCUGUUACCUCUUCAAUACACAAUAUUUUUUCUUUUUUCUUGGAACGAAGGUAGUACUUUACUUUGAAGACUCGUGUAGAACUUAACGUAGAAUUGCGAGAUUCAUUGUGAGCAAAAGAUUGAACUGCACAAGUCCAAAAUCUGAUGUCUAAAUUGGUUAAAAUAAAGGAUUUCGAAUUGGGCCUAGAUAGAGCCCAAUUUGAAAAAAAAGAGGCAAA
Molecule: messenger RNA, 1215 nt
Organism: Chenopodium quinoa (quinoa)
Lineage: Eukaryota; Viridiplantae; Streptophyta; Magnoliopsida; Caryophyllales; Amaranthaceae
Exons: 6
Coding region: 342-743 (133 amino acids)
Source: RefSeq, a predicted model, not a curated record